UUAGAACAUUCAGUCUCUGACUCCUUAAUUUGAUUUGAUGGGAAAUACACAACAGUAGGAGAAAUGAACACUACUUUUCUCUUACAUUAUCUUUUGGGAUAAAUAUGCUAACCAAGAUCAUCUUUUCUGUGCAAGCAAAAAUGUCCUAUAUGUGCAUCCUAGUCAUACAAUCUUUGCGUAAUCUUAGCUAGCCCCCCAUAAAACAUUUACAGCCACAACUUUAAGGCCACCCACUGUAGAUGUCAUGGGAAAGGGAGGAUGGCUGUCUCCUAGCAUCACACCCAAGGUUCUGAACGUGGGAGUCAUCCUGAGAACAGGUACCAAAGCAUCAUGACCUGAGUCAUCAUUAGUUACGGGGAUGAUUUAGGGAUUUUAAUUCCCAAGGGUGAUUUAAAUCAAAUGUAAAGUAUCUCAGAGAAACUCUGUAUAAACUGUUCCCUUGGUACCCAUGAAGUUCUGGAACCACAAGAGAUAACAGACUCAUUACAUUUUAUAAGUACAGUUUCUGCGGAGAACAGAAACCAAGGCCUCCAGGCAGAUACGAAGAAGCCUGUUUGUCUGACUGGAUAUGCACUAAAUGGAUGCUUCUAGAACACUGGGAAUCCCGACUAACUGACAGGCACUUGCAGGCGAGAGAACAUGGCAAAAGACAAUCAUACCACAGUGACCGAAUUUGUCCUCGUGGGAUUCACAGACCGUCCUGAGAUGCAGCUCCCCCUCUUUGUGGUGUUCCUGGUCAUUUAUCUCAUCACCCUCGUGGGAAACCUUGGCAUGAUCCUGAUCAUCAGAGCAGACUCACAGCUCCACACCCCCAUGUACUACUUCCUCAGUCACCUGGCAUUCAUUGAUCUUUGUUACUCAUCUUCCAUUGGGCCCAAGAUGCUGCAAAAUUUAUUAGUGAAGAAAAAAACCAUCUCCUUUUCAGGCUGUUUUGCUCAGCUGUACUUCUCCAGUGCUUUCACCACUACAGAAUGCUUCCUCUUGGCCACGAUGGCCUACGACCACUACAUGGCCAUCUGCAACCCCCUGAUUUAUACAGCUAUUAUGACGCAGCAGGUCUGCAGGGAGUUGGUGAUAGGGGUCUAUACCUGUGGCUUCCUAAACUCUGUGAUACAGACAGCUCUGACGUUCCAGCUGUCUUUCUGUGACUCCAAUGUCAUCCACCACUUCUACUGUCCUGACCCCCCUCUUCUGGCCUUCUCCUGCUCUGACACCCACAGCAAAGAAAAGCAGCUCAUGAUCUUCUCUGCAGUAAAUCUCACUGGGUCCCUCCUGACCAUCUUCAUCUCCUACAUUUGCAUCCUCUUUUCCAUUAUAAAAAUCCAGUCUUCCAAGGGCAAGUGCAAAGCAUUUUCCACCUGUGCCUCCCACCUCACUGUGGUCACCAUCUUUUAUGGAACACUGUUUUUCAUGUACCUGCAGCAACCAAAAGCGGGGAAUUCAUGGAAACAAAACAAAAUAGUCUCUGUGUUUUAUAGUCUUGUAAUUCCCAUGCGUAACCCUCUUAUCUACAGCCUGAGAAACACAGAAGUAAAGGAUGCCCUGAAAAAAAUGCUAGAGGGCAAAGAGUUAUAGUGAGUGAGUUAAUGGAAUGCAGCAUAUUGAAAGUUUGGUAUAUUGACAAGUAUAAUCUCUCUAAUUAAGUUUAGAUUUAGCAGGCGAAUUGCUGUCCAAUCAGGAAGCAAACAGUAAUCCAAUUUGGGAAUUUUAAUGACCAAAGUACUGGGUCACUUAUUUAACAUAGUAAUAUUUAAUCCAGUUAUCAUGAACUAUCAAAAUUGACUUACAAGCUAGAAUGUCAAAAACUGUGUCCUUCAUAUGCUGAAGAAGAAAUGGCUUACUACCAAUUAAAUAAUAAUAUAAACUGUAAAUUAAAAAAAUAUCCUGAAAAGCAACAUUCUGGGUGAAACUAUAAUUUAACAAAGCUGGGUACAAAACCCACACAUGAAAAUCUAUGAUAUUAGAAACACUUUUCAGUUUACAACAGGCUAUGUUGUAGACAGUCAUUUGUUAGUCUUAGAAUAUAUUUCUUCAUAACACUUUGCUGCAGAUGGUGAUUAAGUUUCAAGAUCAACUUACAAAAACCUUAUUUAAUCCAAAUGUAAUUGAAAUACUGCACGCUUUAAAUAAACAAUAGAAAAUAUAGUAUGGCAGCAAUAGUGUGGGGAGAAAAGAACAAAAAAAAACACUGCGAUUAGAUAGGGAGUUUGUUUAGAAAAGAAAGUUUAAUUAAAAGAGAUAAAAAGAAGGUUUAGGAAACUUUUAGAGAUGUUAAAAAUCGUCAUUUUUUCAACAGCCAGGGUUCAAUUUUUCUAGUCUCUGGAAAGUGGCGCCACAGUGAGUUUUCUGGGAGGGGAGUGAGGGAUGAGUAGGGAGAAAAAGGAAUGGAAAGAGGGAGAGUUUGGGGAAGUAAUCAGGCCUGGAUAUAUGUGAAUGUUUCUAAGAAAUAAAAUUAUUGCCUUACUUAAUUUGAAUGAUCUAGAGAAAUACUUUAGUUUUGCAACAUUUUCCAUGUUCUUUAUUUUUGUUUUCACAGGUCCAAUAUUCCAAUUUCUUGGAAAUAAGGCUAUAUGAAUUUUUGCUGUUUUGGGGGAUAGGUGAAAGAAAAAUCUCUAAUUUUUUUCAUUUAGGCAAAAAUAUGAGCAAUCUUUGUUUGGGAUUUGUUUGUUUGUUUGUUUGUUUGUGUUUGAGAUGGAGUCUCACUCUUGUCACCCAGCC
Chlorocebus sabaeus (green monkey) is the source of this 2718-nucleotide messenger RNA. Its product is annotated as olfactory receptor 8U9-like. Gene Ontology annotation, cellular component: membrane. Gene Ontology annotation, molecular function: olfactory receptor activity; G protein-coupled receptor activity. Gene Ontology annotation, biological process: G protein-coupled receptor signaling pathway. Lineage: Eukaryota; Metazoa; Chordata; Mammalia; Primates; Cercopithecidae. The record is from RefSeq and is a predicted model, not a curated record.